Molecule: messenger RNA, 399 nt
Organism: Seminavis robusta
Lineage: Eukaryota; Bacillariophyta; Bacillariophyceae; Naviculales; Naviculaceae
Source: the annotation of a GenBank genome assembly
AUGGAGUUGCUAGGACGUAUCCGGGACAAUGUCCGCUUUUACUACCUGCAAUACCUGAUUGUGACAGGAAUCUGCUUUGCCCUCAUGCUCUUCUUUUCUCCCGGUGCUUGGGUGGAACUUCUCAUUAUCGGAGCCGUAUGGGUUGUGUUGCUGUUUGCUACCAGAGAUCAAGGAGAGCGUGUCAAGACUGUUGUCCUUGGUGCCAUGGGAAUUGGUAGUGCCGUAGCGCUGUUCUUCGUUCUGGAAGGUGUGUUUUGGUGGGGUAUCGGUGCGAGCGCCAUUCUGGUGCUUGGACACGCUAUCUACAAUGAUCCGUCCAAACUGCGGGAGCAGGAGCAACAAGCUGGGAAUGUGGAACUGGAAAACCAAGAGGCCCCAAAGACCAGCGACGUUGUUUAG